GGGCGAUGUGUGACCAGGAAGUUGACAGGAAGGGACAGCAGGAUGUAGUGUGUUUGCGCUGAAAUGUCCCUCCUCGUUCACUAACUCCUGUUCACCGCAGAGGAUCCGUCUGAAGCAGCCGGAUUGAGUGUGAUGGAACCACCUGUACGUCAGAUUUGGAAGAGAGGCUUCCACAACCUCCACAGAUGUUUCAUUCUUCAUAAGAGACGCCAUUCAGGUCAGGCUGGGCAUGCAGACAUCGCUGCCUCCAACCCCCCCAGACACAUCAAGCCCACGCUGCUGGUGUCUCGUCUCUACCAGCCUUCGAACCUGCGGGAUGUGGGGCAGGACAGCCGGCUGCAGGGGGAGAUGACCUGUAAGAGCCAGAUGCUAAUGCAGCAAGCAGGGCUCAUCCAUCCAUCAAACCCAGGGUGCUACUACUACCUUCCUGUCACUGUCCGCUCCAUGGAAAAGCUGGUAAGGGUGAUUGACCAGGAAAUGCAGGGGAUUGGUGGACAGAAGUUAGACAUGCCCAGUUUGUGCUCGGCUGAUCUCUGGAAAACCAGUGAGCGCUGGGAUCUGAUGGGAAAGGAGCUGUUCCGUUUGAAGGACCGCCACAAUGCAGACUAUUGCUUGGGUCCCACGCAUGAAGAGGCCGUAACAACUCUUGUCGCUCACCAGACGACCCUCUCCUACAGACAACUGCCGUUACUUCUUUACCAAGUCACCCGCAAGUUCAGAGAUGAACCAAAACCGAGGUUCGGUCUCCUACGAGGGAGGGAGUUUUACAUGAAGGACAUGUACUCCUUUGACAUGAGUGAAGAAGCUGCUCACAAGACGUACGAAUCUGUCUGCCAGGCGUACACUCGACUCUUUGCCAGGUUAGGCCUUCGUUGUGUUCAAGUGCAGGCAGACACUGGAAACAUUGGUGGCACGCUCUCCCAUGAGUUUCAGCUGCCUGCAGACAUUGGUGAGGACCGGCUAUUGGUCUGUGGGACCUGCUCCUUUGCUGCUAAUGUGGAGACUUUGUCUCCAGACAAAACAGACUGUCCACAGUGCAGCGCUGGCACACUGGUUGAGUCAAAGGGAAUAGAAGUAGGUCACACGUUUUAUCUGGGUAGAAAGUAUUCCAAUAUAUUCAAAGCCAUUUUUAGUAAUCACCAGAACAAGCCUACUGUUGCUGAGAUGGGCUGCUAUGGUCUCGGAGUGACCCGUAUCCUCGCUGCGGCAAUCGAGGUGAUGUCAACAGAGGAAGCGAUCCGCUGGCCUGGUCUCAUCGCCCCCUACCAGGUUUGUGUUUUACCCCCUAAAAAAGGUAGCAAGGUGGAGGAGGCGGCAGUCCUGGCAGAGGAUCUGGUUCACACGUUGGGACAGUUUCUUCCACAUUUGAGAGGUGAAGUUGUUCUCGAUGACCGCACACAGAUGACUAUCGGAAAGAGACUUAGGGAUGCUGGCCGACUGGGUUACCCAUAUGUGGUCGUCGUGGGACAGGCAGCUCUGGAGGAAAUGCCAAAGUUUGAGGUGAUAUGUCAGCAGACUGGUGAGACAGUGUUUCUCAGUAAAGAUGGACUGAUAGAUUUACUGAGAACAGUGGAGACUGUAUAAAGAAAAACUUUAAACUGGGGGGAAUAAAAUUUGAAAAAUGUUUUUUUUCUUUUAGCUAAAUGGCUACGAAUAUAAUAAUAAUAGAUAUGGAUAAGGGAUAUUUGAAUGCAUUUGGUUAUGACAAUAAAAGUGAAAAAAUGG
Girardinichthys multiradiatus is the source of this 1725-nucleotide messenger RNA. RefSeq names its product prolyl-tRNA synthetase 2, mitochondrial (gene pars2). Gene Ontology annotation, molecular function: proline-tRNA ligase activity; ATP binding. The coding region runs from base 133 to 1584 and encodes 483 amino acids. The transcript is spliced from 4 exons. Gene Ontology annotation, cellular component: cytoplasm; mitochondrion. Gene Ontology annotation, biological process: prolyl-tRNA aminoacylation. The record is from RefSeq and is a predicted model, not a curated record. Lineage: Eukaryota; Metazoa; Chordata; Actinopteri; Cyprinodontiformes; Goodeidae.